This is a messenger RNA of Marchantia polymorpha subsp. ruderalis, 1481 nucleotides long. NCBI's taxonomy places the organism in Eukaryota, Viridiplantae, Streptophyta, Marchantiopsida, Marchantiales, Marchantiaceae. The record is from the annotation of a GenBank genome assembly.
AGGUUGGCGGGAGAGCUCUGUUUCGAAGAAUGUUUGUGCGCUCUGCCUCUCUUUCUGAAAUUCGAAUCCGGCUGCCUUCGAACGGCAGAGAUAGUUGACAUGUAUAUGAAAUCAGGGUCUACAUUUUGAAUGUGAAUCACUUCAAGCCGGAAGGAAUCAGCUAAAUUCGCGAGAAAGAUUUCGGCACAGUUGCCUCCUCAGCUGCAAAACUUGUCUUCACAAGCCUGGGUACCUAGUUUGAACUUGGUAAAUAUAAUGAACGAAAAAUUCUUGUGUACAGACUUCGUGUGUUUAGAUCCAAAAUCGAUAUCCGAAGCUUUCGGCUUAGUCUUGGGCUUUUUCAAUUGAAGUUUCUCCUAGUAUCUGGAUUACAUCGAAGAGUCAAAUGUGAGACAUCGACGUCGGAAAGCAUGCCUCCAAAAUUGAGCACUAACGAGGGAAUUGUACUCGAUUUCAUCAACGAGCAAAAUCGACCUUUAAACGCUCAAAACGUGGCAGAUGCUCUUCAAAAGCAUGGCAUCAAGAAAGUAUCUGUUGAAAAGAUUCUCAGCACCCUUGGUGACAAAGGACAAAUAUCAUUUAAGGAGUACGGGAAGCAAAAGAUUUACCUGGCCAGGCAGGAUCAGUUUGAAGUUCCAAACGCGGAGGAACUUGAUCGCAUGAGGAAAGAAAAUGAACAGCUGCAGCGAGAAAUAAACUCCUCAAAAACCUUGAUCAGCGAGCUCGAAGCAGAACUUCGUUCUGUACAAAGCAAUCUCACAGACAAACAGAUCAAGCUGGAAAUGGAGAAACUUAACAAUGAGGUGCAAGAUACUUAUGAGAACCCUCUUUUCACACAAGAUUCCCAGUCUAGAGGCCAAGCUAAGUACGUUGAAAAGUGGGGCAACCUUGAUCACAUCCGAAGAGAAAGAGAAGAUUGAAAGCGCAUAUACUCUUAAGACCGGUCUAUGGCGAAAAAGAAAACGAAUGUUUAAGGAUUUGUGGGAUAUGAUUACCGAAGCAGUUCCGAAAAAUCUUACAGAACUCAAGGAGGAGUUGGGCAUCGAGUUGGAUGAAGAUGUUGGACAGAAGAUAGAAGACUAUUGCAACUUGACUGUAGCAGUGAAAAAACCAAUGGCAAAGAGACCUAAGCGUUGAUAAGGUAUUCGGAGCUAUAGCAGAUUGGGCUACUAGCUGCAUGGAGUCCCUGGUAUAUUAUUUAACACACAUCGAAGUUCCUCCCCAGUUUCUAAAGUUAAUCGAAGUCAUCCUUACCUGUUCAAAGCCAAAGCCAGGAACCAAUGGUCAAGACGUACGACUGGUCAAUCGAAGUUGUCCCUCUACCCUAAACAUUGUAUUAUAUCCAUGUUUGAAGAAAGCUGUUACCUCUCUUCUCUUUCGAAACUGGUUCUCUAAUGUCCGACCGCACAUAGGUCUUCGUGAUAAUUUCUUGAUGAAAUCUGGACUUCGUUGUAUUUUGAGACGUACAAGAACUGAUUUGG